This is a messenger RNA of Hydra vulgaris (swiftwater hydra), 2329 nucleotides long. NCBI's taxonomy places the organism in Eukaryota, Metazoa, Cnidaria, Hydrozoa, Anthoathecata, Hydridae. The record is from RefSeq and is a predicted model, not a curated record.
UCCUAAAAACUUUUAUGGAUCUACAAAGAGGUUAAGAAUCCCAUUUCGAAAAACUGUUUUUCCUGUAAAUCAAUCUGAACUAUCUGAAGUCAGUGAUCUUUCAGGAGAAUCUUUGAAGACUUUAUUACAUCAGAGUCAGAAUCAGAAUAUGGUACUUCAGAAUGGGAUAGUGAGACUUCAGAUGGUAAUGAACAACAGCAAGCUCCACAGUUAUCAUCAUCUAAAACACAUCAACAUUUACUGCAACAACCACAACAACAUACCAACCACAGGAAGAAAAAAAGAAAUCUUAUUUGGAAAAUUAAAAAAGAUGUUCAGCAAAUAAACCUUCCAUUUCAAAACAGUGAAGAUAAAGAAGAUGAUAAUAAUGGAAUCUCAGAUGAGCCAAUAUCAUAUGUAAGAAGAUUUUUAACUGAUGAACUUCUUCAAAAGAUUGUUAAUGAGUCUAAUAAAUAUGCAUCACAAAUAAAUAUAGAGAAUAUGUUACGUUUGGAAAAAGAUGAACUUGUGCAAUUUAUUGGCAUUUUGUAUUUGAUGAGUAUUGUGAAGCUCCCAUCAACACGCAUGUAUUGGAGCAAUGAGUUGUAUUUUGAAAAAGUUGCUGCAGUGAUGACAUUAAACCGAUUUGAAAAAAUAAAAUUAUUUUUUCAUUGUAAUGACGAUAGACAGCGUCCAGAAAACUGUACUGACAAGCUUUACAAGAUACGUCCUAUCAUUAAUAUGCUGAAAGAAUCUUUUAUUAGUCUGAAACAUGACGAAAUCCUGUGUAUUGAUGAACAGGUUGUUCCUUUCAAAGGAAGAUCUUCGUUAAAACAGUAUAAUCCUCAUAAGCCAAAAAAGUGGGGUUUCAAGUUUUAUAUCUUAGCUAGUGUUGAUGGACUAGUUAAUAAUUUUGAAAUACAUUCCGGUUCAAUUGAUGUUUGUGUAGGACAGCCUGAUUUAAAAGCAUCUGGAAAUAUUGUGAUGCACCUGUUAGUCAAUGUAUCAAGGCAUAAAUGGCACACAAAUGGUUGUUUUUUGACAAUUGGUACACUGGGUUUGACCUAGUGAAAACACUUUACCACCAAGGCAUAGCAUGCACUGGAACAGUUUGUACAAACAGGCUUCCAAAUAUUAAAAUGCCUACUGAUGUGCUGAGGUUUGAUAACAGGGGUGUUGGAUUGUUAACAAGUUAUGAGGUGGUGAAUCCAAUAACCAUUGUAAACCGUUGGGAUAGAAAAACCAAGAGAAUUGUUCAAGUCAAAAGGCCAUCUGUUGUUACCACAUACAACACACAUAAGGGUGGGGUGGACCUUCUUGAUAGCAUGUUGAGUCUUUACAGGAUCCAUAUUCGAUCUAAAAAGUGGUAUCACAAACUCAUUUAGCAUUUUUUUGAUUUGAUUGUAGUACAAGCAUGGAUACUCUACUGUAGGGACAUGAAAAAGUCACAAGCUUUAAAGAAAGAUAUUCUUGCGCAUAUUUAAGCUGAAAGUUGCAAAAUGCUUAGUUCAGUCUGACAAGGCUUUAAGCAGCAGACGAGGACAACCAUCCACUUCUGUUGACCAUCUUCAUAGAUUGAAGAGAAAGAGGGGUCCUGUUGCAAAUAUACCUGAACCAUCCACUAGGAAAGAUAAUAUUGGUCAUUUUCCUUCUUUUGUUGACAAAAAAGGGCGUUGCAAAUAUCCAGGCUGCACUGGAAUAACGAAAGUUUUUUGUGAGAAGUGUAAAGUUCAUUUAUGCUUUACAUCUAAUUCAAAUUGUUUUCGAAAGGUUCAUGAAUAAUUCUUGAAAUACUUCUUGUUUUUUAUUUACAGUUUUUUGAAAUUAAGAUAAUAGUUAAGCUUGUAAACUAAUUCUUACUUUGAAAUUUUUUUGAAAGAUUUUCUUGUUUUAACCAAGAGCUGUAACUAAAUGUUAAGUAAAUUGGAUUUUUAAUUACAAUUAUUCUGUAGUUAUUUGUAUUUUAGAAUUCUUGUUUAGACUUUGUGGUCAAUUUACAAUAUUAUCUUCUUCAGAUAAACUACUCUUUGACAUUGUAACUUAGUUUAAAAAACUGUCAUAACUGCAUAUUGUUGCCUUAAAGCAACAAAGUCCAAAAAACCUAAGUAAAAAGGUAAAAAAUUUUUGAUUAUUUUUUGUUUUCAUAGUCCUCAAAUAAUAUUUUAAAAGGAUUUUCAAAUUUUUUAAUCAUUAGUGGAAUAAAUCAUGCAAUAUAGGGUUAAACAUCUAAACUCUCAUUGGACUGUGUGGAAGCUGCAAGACAAACUUUAUCAGUAAUUUAAUGUUAUCAAUUAAGCUGUAGAAAAUUCCUGAUUAUUGUUUCUCAAGAAUAAAAGUUUAUUGUUUAUCC